Molecule: messenger RNA, 1254 nt
Organism: Caenorhabditis remanei
Lineage: Eukaryota; Metazoa; Nematoda; Chromadorea; Rhabditida; Rhabditidae
Exons: 9
Coding region: 1-1254 (417 amino acids)
Source: RefSeq, a predicted model, not a curated record
AUGAACGAACCUUCACCACUCAGCUACCAAUCGAAGUUAUCUGUAACAAAGUUCUUGGCAAUCAAAAACCGAUCUGGAAAUUUUUUUCCACAAAAAGUGCCAUUUUAUUUGUCAGAGGUCGAAUUUGAUUUCGAAUACCCGGACUUUUCAAAAUUUCGAAUUAAAGAUGAGAGAAAUGGAGAUGAAUUCGAAUGGAGGGCUUCCGAUCUUGAUGUCUCUGUCAGAAGAAACGGAGAUGGGUAUGUGUUUGCUAGAGAAGGAUCUAGAGAUGAGAAGUUGCAAAAACUGAUAGACUAUUACUUCGACGGUUCCACUGGAGAAUUCAAGAUGUUCGUAAUUGUUGGCUCCCCCAGACAAUGGAACUCUGUAAAGUCGAUAAAAACCGAAAAAUUGUAUAUCGAAAUCGGAGAAAACACAACUGCAGAUAUUGAUGGGUUAAAGAAGAUUCUGAAUUUUGUGGAUAAGAAGGCAUUAAAAUCUGUUUGGUACGCAAUUUAUGAUAAUUCCAAAACUAAAGUCACUGUCAGCGUGCCAAGUGUUAUGCUGGAACAUGUUCCAAACAUGGAACUUUCCAACUUCACAGUGUAUGUUCCAGCUGAACUUCGAAGCCCAAACUGCACUGAAGAAUGUCGGUCCAUGGUUGAAGCUUUUGCUCAGUCGCGUCCACUUGGCUUCAAACUGGCUAUCAAUAUAAAGACUUCAAUCAUGGUUAUGUCUUCCUUCUGUAGUAGUAGACCGAAUUGGUUUUUCACCCCGACACCAAAUGCAAUUUUUCGUCAUGCGGGCUAUUUAGGGGAAGCAAAAAUUACUGUGCUCUUGCAUACGUCUUACAAACUAAGAAAAAGGCUCAGUAGACAGGUGCCUUGGGAACGUCUUCUACCAUACAGAAUUGAUAGUCUGCUGAUAGACUUUGAAAAUACCAAGUUGGAAGUCGAUGGAGAAGAUGUUGAAGUGGAUGGAGCUCAAGGACUUUGCCAAACAAUUAAAGACAUCACUUUUGCUAAUGACACCAACAUAAUGAAAUUAACCAUUAUUGGUUGCCAUAUUAUAGAGUAUGCUGAAGGGCAUAGAAUUUGCAUCAAAGAAUUGGAGCUGUUUCAUGGUGAGGAGUAUCCAAAGGAGUUUUUCAAUAUGUUCCAGAAAACUCGGUUCGAGAAAGUUUCUGUUUCUUCAAGAAACAAUAUCAGAAACGGACAAUUUCUGACUGAGUGUGCAAAUGAAAUCGUUUAUCUUGAUGAAGAAAGCAAAGACUGA